Colletotrichum truncatum is the source of this 2937-nucleotide messenger RNA. RefSeq names its product phosphatidylinositol 4-kinase pik1a. The record is from RefSeq and is a predicted model, not a curated record. Lineage: Eukaryota; Fungi; Ascomycota; Sordariomycetes; Glomerellales; Glomerellaceae. Gene Ontology annotation, cellular component: membrane; cytoplasm. Gene Ontology annotation, biological process: phosphatidylinositol-mediated signaling; phosphatidylinositol phosphate biosynthetic process. Gene Ontology annotation, molecular function: 1-phosphatidylinositol 4-kinase activity.
AUGUCGUGGGACCUGCUCAAGCGAUUCCUUGAGUCCGACGUCUUCAACUCGAACCCAUUCCUUUCUGUUUCUUAUUUAUCCCGUUACGCCGACCAUGUGGGCAUCCACUAUGUCCUCUGCAACAAGCUGCGACAGUUCCCCUACGAGGAUAUCGAGUUCUUCCUGCCGCAGCUAUGCCACCUUAUAAUCAGCGUCGACAAUGAGUCCAUGGCCCUGGAGGAAUUCCUCCUGGACCUUUGUGAGGAGUCUGUGACUGCCGCCCUCCUGACCUUUUGGCUCUUUCAGACGUACUUACACGAUUUAUCGUCCAACCCACAAUCCAAGGCGUUCCAGACGUGUCGAAGGGUGUACAACAAGGUGCAGCAUAUCGUGUUUGGCCUGCCGGAUGCCGCGCGACAUGAAAAGAUUAAGGAGAACAUCCUACCCGUCACGGUGCUCGCGAGUUUCGUCCUGGCCAGUGUCGCGGUUCCCCUCGUCCCGCAAUGGGCAGGGCCCCUCGCCGUUGCACAGGCCAGGAAGCCUCAGCCGUCCGACGACCUGAUAUCCAACUCCCAAGACAACAAUACCAAGAUGACAAGGUCUCAGACGGUGACGGCAGGAAGUAGCACGAGGGCUAGGCGUACGAAAGAUGGUGGACGUAUUGCGGGCGCCCCAGACUUGGUAAUCUCGGGCAACUUACCUCACCGGUCGACGGAGCCGUCCCCUUCUGGGCAGAAUUCGUCGGGCUCGAGGACGCCAAUCGAGGGUAAGCGGUUGCCAUUACAUCUUGAAAUGAAAAAUGCGGACGCACGACUUAGUUCCUCAUCACUGCCUCUCCCCGAGCUGCGAUCCCCAAGGUUGGCCAUCACCAGGCCCGCGACGCCGGUAUCGGCAGGACUCCCGCAGCGACCAGGCGACGCACUCAACAGGAGGCACUCGCAUCACUUCAAGACCGGGGCCAGUGCUGCCGAGCUAACGUCGCUGCAAAAGACAAGGUUGUUAAGACAGCAUUACUUUAGAUGCGAGACCCAGUUCCUUACUGCACUCGAGGGCAUCUCGAACCGGCUGGUUAUUGUACCAAAGCCUGCCCGUCUUAGCGCACUCCGUGCGGAGCUGGCUCUCAUUGCACAAGACCUCCCGGCAGAAGUAGACGUCCCCGUCAUUUGCCCCCCUACGCUCGUUGAUGGCUCUCCGGCAAAGAGCAGGCACCACCGAAUCGUGCGCUUGAACCCGGCAGAAUCAACAGUGUUGAACAGUGCGGAGAAAGUGCCGUACCUUCUGAUGGUGGAGGUCCUGAGGGAUGAUUUUUCGUUCGAUCCCGAGACUCCAGACAACAAGCGUCUUUUGGCCACUCUUGUGACGGACCAAGGGAACAACCGGCGCAUCUUUGACCUCUCAGACUCGCCUCGCAUACCCAUCGCACCUAGAACGCCCGAACCGGUCAUAGAUAGCGUGUUCGAACCCGUGUCCGGUGACCUUGGAAGCUCUCCCAUGCUGAAGCCGUUCGACGAAGAGCCCUCUCAAAGGUUCCAAGGCAAGCAGGCUGCGGCGGGACACAUCCAACGCCACCCAAGUAGCAACACGACUAUUUCUAGCACAAUUUCCGAUAUGAUCACUCCGCGCAGCUCGGGUGCAUCUACCUCGAGGUCUAGCAGCCCACCUGGCCCGCUUCGCAAGUUAACAAUGCCUACACGCAGCAACCCGGCUGUCGAACAGCCCGACUUUUCGGCACUCGCUACACACAUGCGCACCGCCUCGCAGAUGUUAGCUCAGCUUGAAGCUACGAGCGGCAAGCGUCCAAGACAAGAAGUACAGGCUAUUAGGGCAAAGAUCAUCGCCAGCAUGCAGAGUUUGGAAGAGCAGAGCUUCGACAUGGACGAGCAAGGGCCAACGUUUGAUACGAUUAUGGCCAAGGCCUCCACCGCGCAGGCCGCUGCGGCAGCACAGGUGACUGUCGAGCCCGAGAUUGAGGGCGAGUCACCCAUCGAGCCAGGGGUCAAUGCCGGCGCUGGACUAGCGAGAAUGGAAAACGAUAUCAAGACAGGAGGUAUUCAAAGCAAGGGAGACCGUGAUGAUCCAAGUGCGGCUGUGUUUGGUGAAGCAUGGCAAGCGAAGAAAGAGCGCAUUCGUAAGACCUCACCUUAUGGUUGGAUGAAAAACUGGGACUUGGUCAGCGUUAUCGUUAAGACAGGAGCCGAUUUGCGACAGGAGGCGUUUGCGUGUCAGCUCAUCGACGUCUGCCACAAGAUUUGGGUGGACGCCAAGGUUAACGUUUGGGUCAAGCUUAUGCGCAUCCUCGUCACUGGCGAAUCAUCUGGUCUCAUCGAGACAAUCACCAAUGGCGUUUCUCUGCAUUCGAUCAAGCGAAGUCUGACACUCUCGUUGGAGACGGGACCGGGUCAAAAACGCCGCUUCGCCACGCUUAGAGACCACUUCCUCAAGGCGUUUGGUGCUCAGGAUAGUGAGCCUUACAAGGCAGGAGUGGACGCCUUCAAGCGUUCUCUGGCCGCGUACAGCAUAAUUUCAUACAUCUUGCAGCUAAAGGAUAGACAUAACGGUAAUGUCUUGAUCGACAGCGAGGGACACAUUGUCCAUAUCGACUUCGGUUUCAUGCUGUCCAACUCGCCGGGAUCUGUUGGCUUUGAAGCGGCGCCCUUCAAGCUGACACAGGAGUACAUUGAGGUGCUUGGUGGCAUUGGGUCCGAUGAUUACGAAGACUACAAGAAACUCUGUAAACAGGCUUUCCAGGCCUUGCGACGGUCUGCGGACAAUAUCAUCGACCUGGUGGCCAUGAUGGGACGCGACUCAAAGAUGCCCUGUUACUCUGCCGGCGUAGCCCAAGCUACACACAAUCUCCGUCAACGUUUCCAACUGCAGCUCAGUGCGGACGAGGCGGAGACGUUUGUCGAGACCGACCUGAUUGGCAAGUCCCUUGGCAGCUACUACACGAGGCUGUAA